This is a messenger RNA of Portunus trituberculatus (swimming crab), 2294 nucleotides long. Its product is annotated as peptidase inhibitor 16-like. The coding region runs from base 116 to 2131 and encodes 671 amino acids. The transcript has 9 exons. NCBI's taxonomy places the organism in Eukaryota, Metazoa, Arthropoda, Malacostraca, Decapoda, Portunidae. Gene Ontology annotation, cellular component: extracellular region. The record is from RefSeq and is a predicted model, not a curated record.
CGUCGUGACCAUCGUAGCCAGUAACAGUGAGUGUAGACCCCUGGCAGAGGACGGACGAACAUCCGGAGCCUCAUUGUGACUACAUUCACGUGGGGACGGCGGCGGCGAGUUGACGAUGGCGUCCAGACUGUGUCUCCUGGUGGUGGCAGCGUGGACGGGCUUGGCCGCAAGUCAAGAUACGGAUUAUUGUAAAUUUACUUCCGAGCACACAGUGUGCAAGUUUUCUGGACGGGGCCCUCGCUGCGGGCCUCAGGUGCGGGGCAGCGGAGUGAGUUCCGAGGACGCUGCCGUCAUCGUGGCACUGCACAAUGAACUCAGGUCAAAAGUGGCACGAGGAGAGGAAACUCGAGGAGCGCCCGGACCGCAGCCUUCCGGCGCCAACAUGAAAGCCCUGGCGUGGGACGAGGAGCUGGCAGCCGUGGCACAGCGACACGCCGACCAGUGCGUCUUCGAGCACGAGUGUCCUGAUUGUCGCCGCGUAGACAGGUUCGGAGUGGGCCAGAACCUUUUCAUCAGCUUCCAGAGCAACCUUGACCUCAGGAUACAGUGGAGCCGCGCCAUCCUCAGCUGGUAUGACGAGGUAGCAGACUUCCCCAACACCAGCAUCCAUCCAUACCAGUUCUCCCAGGCCACAGGUCACUACACGCAGAUGUUGUGGUGGGACACGGCGCUUAUCGGGUGCGGGUUCACCAUGUUCCUGGAGGACGGCUGGUGGAAGAAGCUGUACACCUGCAAUUAUGGUCCGGCGGGCAACAUAAUCUUCAGCCAAAUGUACCUCCGAGGCGCCCCGUGUUCUGCCUGCCCUGACGGGACCUUCUGCUCCCUCCAGUACCCGGGGCUCUGUGAAGGAGAUGUCGAUGUCAACAACACCUCUGUGGCCUCCAGCACUGUCCUGCCUCCCACACCUGCUAAGGACGACAUAAACACUAUCCUCGGGGACUUCAAGGGCUUCACUGGCUUGAUUAACCUUAACAGCAUCACUCCAAAUGACGUGGACCUUCAGGCUCUUGUGGAAUUCUUCAACAACAUGAGACGGAACAAUCUCAUCACGGUGUCGGCUACCACGCCACUGAGCGGGCAGACCGCGACUACCACGCCCACAACCACAGUGCAGCCCUCAACAGAAACUGCAGCUCCUACCACUGUUGAACCUGCCACCACCACCAUAACAGCCGCCACAGAGCAGCCUCUGGAGUUCCUGUCUGUGAUAACCAAAAGUCCAAUUUCCACCAGUUUAGCGCCCAUCACUACCGUCCCUCCACCACCACAAGACGAGACCGUCGCGCCGCCCGUCACCAGCCAGGUGGCAUCCCCCUCCCCCAUGCUCUCGGUAGAACCUGAAGCUGAGCAGAUUAUGUCAGUCCUGGAGGCGCUGAGGGCUUCUGAGGAAGGCACGCAUAUGGAGACAAGCGAACACAAUAACUUAGGCUUGUCUCUUAUGUCCAUUUUGUUGCGAGCAGGAAGGAAUACGCAGGUGAUUCGUACCUCUUCUCUCAAUAACGUGCACGACAUCAUCCAAGGUCUUCCAACUGGUGUCGACCCCAUCGUCGUCCUGAGAUCGCGGAAUGGCAGACUGACGGAGUUGGACCCCAUGUCUCUGACGCCACGCCGUGCUCACCGCUCAGCCACCAACCCUGCACGCCUGCUCACCUGUGAUAUGGAUAUGUCACCCUGCACCAUGAGCCUCGCUGGAGGGAGCUGGACAGUGAUGAAGAGUACUGGUGAAGGCCACCACGCGGAGAUCCAACUCGCGGAGGGAGACAAGACGCAAAUUAUAGUGAAAAAGGUGGUGAAGGCUCCCCCUUCUGGGACAGCCUGCGUUGCUUUCACGCACCGCCGAGAUGCAUUUCCCACCGACUCAGACACCACCGCUACCGCCGCCACCACCUCAGAAGCAGACAACACCAUUCCGGAUCUGCAGGUGGGCGUGAUGCCGCUGGGGAGGCAAGCGGCCCAUAAGACAGUGCUGGGCGUGCCGGGACGCUGGGAAAUGAGUCGCAGCACCUUUCGGGACCUAAACAGCCCCUUCGUGGUGGUGGUGAGCGUGGGCCCCGCCACCAGACCCGCCAAAAUGGCCCUCGACGCCCUCAUGGUCACUGACGGACCCUGCUGUCUCUCUGGCCGCUGUUAGGGCCACACAUACACACACACACACACACACACACACACACACACACACACACACACACACACACACACACACACACACACACACACGGCAUUAUAUACACCAGUGUCCAUUUGGAUUCAUAGUGUUAUUUAUUGUUAACAUAAAGAAUAAACUAUGAUUUUAA